CUCUUGUUAAACAUCAACAACAGGAAUCUAAAUGGAAAUGAAAUUUCUUGGUAUAUUUGUCCUGGCCACUCUUCUGAAACAUGCAGGAGCUGGUUGCUAUGCUGGCACGGAGUAUCCUAUGUGCACUGGCUGUGGUGGGGACUGCACAAGUGGCAAUGGAUGCCUUUGUGGAGAUGGUAUGGAUACCUGUCUCCCCAAUCUGUGUAUUAUGAAUUCCAAUGAUUGCUGCCCUGUUGGACUGUACUGGAAUUCUUCAGCUUCCUGCUGCACUGAUGAGAUUAUUUGCAGUCCACCCUGUGCUGGAGAUGAAAAAUGUUCAAUUGUUGGUAAUAAUCCAAUUUGUGUCUGUCAAAAUAGUUUAUACAUCAAUGCAACUAUAAAUGACUUGGUACCAUCAUUGUCCUGCGACGGAUCUACAAUGACUACUUCUUUCAGUCGGUGCCUUGUGACAUACCUUGGGUAUGAUUACAACAACUUGGAGCUGAAUAACAAAUCAUCUGAGUGUAUCUUCGAUUAUACAGACAUCAUAGACAAUAAGCGUGUGCAGCAUGUUCAGGUUAACGCACAAACCGGAUGGUGUGGAAAUAUAGCAACGAAUUCUUCCCAGAUGAUCCAUUACACAAACACACUUCACAUCGGCCCUUUGAAUUCAAUACUUAUCACAAAAAACCCCAUAGCGUACAAUUUCACUUGCUCUUAUAAUGUUACGAUGCAGACCAGCCUUAACUUUUCUCUGAAACCUGUUUACAGUGUUGCUACUUUAGAACCAAUCAGUGGAGGUGGUGCAUAUGCUGUUAAAAUGGCUGCAUAUCAUGAUUACAAAUUCACUUCUCCAAUACAAGAUGAUGAGGAAAUAUCAAUUGGAAGCGACAUCUUCCUAGGAAUUUUUAUUCCAGAUGCUGAUGGAGUGAGGUUUACUGUGAGGGCAGUUCAGUGUUUUGCCACUGCCACCAACAAUCGUGACGAUAAAAACAAAGUUCAGCUAGUAAGCGGAGGUUGUCCCUUUAAAGGUGAAGUUCUAACAGAGGUAAUAACAAAUGGAGAGGGUCUGGAGGCCAGAAUCAAGAUCAAGGCUUUUGCAUUUAAAGAUCUCCAAGAAGUUUACAUAUUUUGUGAUGUGAGGAUAUGUGACAUAAGUGAAGGAUGCACAGGGUGUAAAGACAACCGGAACCUUAGAAUGAGCGCAGACUAUGCUUCAUUGUCAUUAAGACUUCCGCUACAAGAGGACUACAGUUUCAGCAGCUCUAGCUCCCAGAUAGCCUUAUCUUGGGCUAUGAUUGCUGGCUGCCUGCUCUCAUUUCUUUCUCUUAAGUUCUUCUGAGGAGACCAUCAGAAUUUAGCCUGCUGAUCUGGAUAUGGAUGAACCACAUCUACAAGAUUCAUUUGUAACCAUGGCCUCAUUCUGUGGGACUAAAAAUAAUUUAUUUUUUUCCCUUCGACAUACUCUCAUUAGUAUGUCAUAUUUAAUGUUGGAAAG
Messenger RNA from Spea bombifrons (plains spadefoot toad), 1477 nucleotides. RefSeq names its product uromodulin-like. Gene Ontology annotation, cellular component: cell surface. The transcript has 11 exons. NCBI's taxonomy places the organism in Eukaryota, Metazoa, Chordata, Amphibia, Anura, Pelobatidae. The coding region runs from base 32 to 1321 and encodes 429 amino acids. The record is from RefSeq and is a predicted model, not a curated record.